Messenger RNA from Lycium ferocissimum, 2457 nucleotides. RefSeq names its product probable sulfate transporter 3.5. Bases 233 to 2155 code for a protein of 640 amino acids. The transcript is spliced from 13 exons. Gene Ontology annotation, molecular function: secondary active sulfate transmembrane transporter activity. Gene Ontology annotation, cellular component: membrane. Lineage: Eukaryota; Viridiplantae; Streptophyta; Magnoliopsida; Solanales; Solanaceae. Gene Ontology annotation, biological process: transmembrane transport. The record is from RefSeq and is a predicted model, not a curated record.
CAGUAAAUAGCAAUUAAUUUCUUACUAAGAUCUUUUAUUAUAAAUUAGUUGCUAUACAGGGUGUCCCAGAAACUGGGACAUCUCUUAUCUAUCCUUAAUUCUCAUUUAUCCAUUUAUCUCUUUAAUUAUCCACAUUUGAUCUUUGCUUAUGCUUGCUAAAAAAGGUUGAUAUCUUCUCCAACAUCUGCUCCAAAAAUUCAACGAGCCAGCACUCCUGAAAUAACCAGUCAUAAUGAGUUCUCCUGAGUCUUUACAUGGGGUGAACUAUGCACCACCACGUAGUUUUGGGACAGUGCUUAAAGCAAACCUAAAAGAAACCCUAUUUCCAGAUGAUCCAUUUCAUGAAUUCAAGAAUGAGAAAUUAUCAAUCAGAAUUCUAAAGGGGAUUCAAUAUUUUGUGCCAAUUUGCCAAUGGUUGCCAAAGUACAAUCUUGGGCUAUUCAAGUAUGAUCUUCUUGCUGGAAUUACAAUUGCUAGUCUUGCCAUCCCACAAGGAAUAAGCUAUGCAAAACUUGCCGACCUUCCUCCUAUUAUCGGACUCUAUUCAAGCUUUGUUCCCCCUCUUAUUUAUGCUAUUUUUGGAAGUUCAAGGCACCUUGCUGUUGGAACAGUGGCAACUUGCUCAUUGCUUAUUGCUGAAACUAUUCAAGUAAAAGUUAAACCUCAAGAAAAUAUGCCAUUAUAUCUCAGUUUGGUCUACACAGCCACCCUUGUCUCUGGUUUGGUGCAAACAACUUUGGGUGUCCUAAGGCUUGGUUUUUUGGUGGAUUUUCUAUCACAUUCAACAAUUACUGGAUUUAUGGGAGGGACAGCAUUAAUUAUUUGCCUACAGCAAUUGAAGGGCAUUCUUGGCUUGAAGCAUUUCACUAGCCAUACAGAUGUAGUUCAUGUUUUACGUUCUGUUUUUGAACACAGAAAAGAGUGGACAUGGCAGUGUGUAGUUGUUGGUGUAAUCUUCCUUACAUUCCUACAAUUAUCUAGAUAUGUGAAAAAGAAGAAACCAAAUCUAUUUUGGGUUUCAGCCAUUGCUCCAAUAAUUGUUGUUGUAGUUGGAUGCCUUUUUGCUUACUUAUUCAAUGCUGAGAAACAUGGCAUACCCAUUGUGGGAAAGUUGAGUAAAGGAAUUAAUCCACCCUCCCUCCAGCUUCUAAACUUUAGUCCAGAAUAUAUAUCUGUUGCUGUAAAGGCAGGGAUCAUCACAGCUAUGGUUUCUCUAGCAGAAGGAAUAGCUAUUGGGAGGAGUUUCUCUAUCAUGGAUAAUGAACAAAUUGAUGGUAACAAAGAGAUGAUAGCCAUUGGCCUCAUGAAUAUUGUUGGCUCUUUCACUUCUUGCUACUUGAGUACAGGGCCAUUUUCAAAAACAGCAGUGAACCACAAUGCUGGAUGCAAGAGCCAAAUGUCAAAUGUAGUAAUGUCAAUGUGCAUGUUGCUAACUCUAUUAUUCUUGGCUCCACUCUUUGGCUAUACACCACUUGUUGCACUUGCUGCUAUCAUCAUGUCAGCAAUGCUUGGCCUAAUUGACUAUGAGAAGGCUUAUCACCUCUACAAGACUGACAAAUUUGAUUUCUUGAUUUGUAUGGUUGCAUUCUUUGGUGUUUCCUUCGUUAGCAUGGACAUGGGACUCAUGAUGUCGGUUGGACUUGCCUUGAUAAGGGCACUUCUAUAUGUAGCUAGGCCACCUACUUGCAAACUUGGAACCAUAACAAACACUGCGUUUCGUGACAUAGAACAAUAUCCUGGUUCAAAUGGAACUCCAGGAAUGUUGAUUUUGAAGCUUGGUUCUCCAAUAUACUUCCCAAAUAGCAAUUAUGUGAGAGAAAGGAUUCUCAGAUGGGUCAGAGAUGAGCAAUCUCUUGCAAACUCUAAAAGAAAUGAAAUUGAGUACUUGCUACUUGAUUUUGGAGGUGUUACAUCUAUUGACAUAACGGGUGUUGAAACUUUAUUUGAAGUUCGUAGAUCCCUAGAAGCAAAAUCGAUCAAGAUGAUAUUGAUUAAUCCAAGAUUGGGAGUCAUGGAAAAAUUAAUUGUGACAAGAUUCAUAGACGUGAUUGGAAAAGAAUCAGUGUUCUUAACAAUUGAAGAGGCAAUUGAAACUUGCAGAUUUUCACUAAAAUGUUCAAGCCAGACAAAAAGAGAAGACGUCGAAAUUGCUUAGCCUGCAAUUUUUUGGUUGUGGUAUUAUAAGCUACAACGUUGAAAUAACACAAGCAAAUUCAUUAUGUAAAUAUGCACAUAAACAAAAAGAAAAAAAUAGUUUUGUAUUCUGCCAAAGGGGGCUUGUUUCCUUUUUUUUUUUUUUUUUCCAACCCUUUUUCGUUUGUUCUUUUAUAACGUGUUUCUACCUUUCUUCCAAUUGUUUGUUAGUAUAAAUUUUGUAACUUGAGUUUCUUCUUCUUCUUCUUCUUUCCCUCUUGUACGUUGGAAGAACUAAAUGAAUUUCUUAAUAUCUUUCACAAA